AUGUAUGUGAUUCCCGCCCAAAAUACAAUCGGUAGAUUCUCAUUCCCGCAGAGGACCGGCCAGCAAGGUUUAAAGCCCAAACCAGAGCCACAUGGACGCCGAGGGUUUCCGUCACCUACUUCCCCGGUGCCCGCAUCCAUCAUCAACACUACAUGCUCACAAAAGAUGGACGCCCAUUUCGACGUCGAUGACGUCCGCAGUAUAUAUGUCGACGAGAACAACCAAAGGGAUAUGCAAUAUGGCCUGAGCGAAGAGCCCCUCAUCCCGAAUGUAUACGAACCCAUUGCACAGAGUGAAUCUCUUCGUGCUCGCAGUGCCAGCCCUCGGCUCGAGAGUGGUACUUCCUUCGAAUGCCCAUACACCAUCAGCCAAAACUCCGACUUCACCAAGAUGCGAGUACAGCGCAGGGUGGCAGAGAACAAGACAAAGUGGACUGGCUCAACUCAACCAAGUAACCGAUUUCACGAGAGUGCGGAUUUCAACAACCAUGUCGACAGGAUGGCGGUGAAGAGGAGGGCAAGAGGAAGUUGUCUCAGCCAUCAGAGACCAGAUGCGGACUGGAAACCGGCUGAGCCACAGUCACGCCAAUCGAGCUGGGAGAACUGGCGACAGGCUGGCGACAGGCUCUUUGGUCACUCGUCUAGAACUCGGCAAUGA
Molecule: messenger RNA, 657 nt
Organism: Ilyonectria robusta
Lineage: Eukaryota; Fungi; Ascomycota; Sordariomycetes; Hypocreales; Nectriaceae
Exons: 1
Coding region: 1-657 (218 amino acids)
Source: RefSeq, a predicted model, not a curated record